Messenger RNA from Cebus imitator (Panamanian white-faced capuchin), 5656 nucleotides. It is a transcript of the gene DAG1, whose product is annotated as dystroglycan 1. The transcript has 3 exons. Gene Ontology annotation, cellular component: basement membrane; sarcolemma; dystrophin-associated glycoprotein complex. Gene Ontology annotation, molecular function: laminin binding; calcium ion binding. Lineage: Eukaryota; Metazoa; Chordata; Mammalia; Primates; Cebidae. Bases 560 to 3247 code for a protein of 895 amino acids. Gene Ontology annotation, biological process: nerve development; muscle attachment; axon guidance. The record is from RefSeq and is a predicted model, not a curated record.
AGGCAGAAGCGGGCGGCGAGCGGACAGCCAGUCGGCGCCGCGCGGAGCUGGGCGCUGGAUUGGCUACAGCACUCGCGUGUCAGGCGGUUGCUAGGCUCCGGCCGCGCGCCCCGCCCUCGCGCUCGGGGCCCUCUCACCGCCCGGUACGUGCUCUCGCGGAGGCUGCGGCGCUGCGCUCGCGCUGCUUGGGCUUGGCGGCGGCGGCGGCGGCAGCUUCGCGCCGAGUCCCGGGGGAGCGGCGGUGGCGGCGUCCUGGGGCCGGAAGGAGCGAACGCCUGCCGCGGUCCUCCAGCCUGCGCUGGGUGAGUGCACCGCCCGCCCCCUGCCGCUGUGCCUGGUUGCUGGAGCCCCCAUUCCCUCUGCCCGCUGAGCCUUCCGCGGAACACCUGCUGCUGCUCGCUGUUCUGCCCGGGGCGGGGACACUGCCGCGGACGUCCUUGUGGACUCUGUGUCCUCCGUGAUGGAGCAGGUGUGCAGAGAGUGAGGACCCAGCUCUGGAACCAAGUCACUUGCUCUUUUACUUAACAAGACUAUCGACCUGAACAAACUUGGGCCUGGGAUGAGGAGGUCUGUGGGCCUCUCGCUGCUGCUCCCCCUCUGGGGGAGGACCUUUCUCCUUCUGCUCUCUGUGGCCAUGGCUCAGUCCCAUUGGCCCAGUGAACCCUCAGAGGACGUCAGGGACUGGGAAAACCAGCUUGAGGCAUCCAUGCACUCAGUGCUCUCAGAACUUCAUGAGGCUGUUCCCACAGUGGUUGGCAUUCCUGAUGGCACGGCUGUCGUUGGGCGCUCAUUUAGAGUGACCAUUCCAACAGAUUUGAUUGCCUCCAAUGGAGACAUCAUCAAGGUAUCAGCGGCAGGGAAGGAGGCUUUGCCAUCUUGGCUGCACUGGGACCUGAAGAGCCAUAGCUUGGAGGGCCUCCCCCUUGACACUGAUAAGGGCGUGCAUUACAUUUCAGUGAGUGCUGCACUGCUGGGAGCCAAUGGGAGCCACAUCCCCCAGACCUCCAGUGUGUUCUCCAUCGAGGUCUACCCUGAAGAUCACAGUGAGCUGCAGUCCGUGAGGACAGCCUCCCCAGACCCUGGUGAGGUGGUGUCAUCUGCCUGUGCUGCAGAUGAGCCUGUGACUGUUCUGACAGUGAUUUUGGAUGCUGACCUCACCAAGAUGACCCCAAAGCAAAGGAUUGACCUCCUGCACAGGAUGCGGAGUUUCUCAGAAGUAGAGCUUCACAACAUGAAGUUAGUGCCAGUGGUGAAUAACAGACUAUUUGACAUGUCGGCCUUCAUGGCUGGCCCAGGAAAUGCAAAAAAAGUGGUGGAGAAUGGGGCCCUUCUCUCCUGGAAGCUGGGCUGCUCCCUGAACCAGAACAGUGUGCCUGACAUUCGUGGUGUGGAGGCCCCUGCCAGAGAGGGUGCUAUGUCUGCUCAGCUGGGCUACCCUGUCGUGGGUUGGCACAUUGCCAAUAAGAAGCCGCCUCUUCCCAAACGCAUCCGGAGGCAGAUCCAUGCCACACCCACACCUGUCACUGCCAUUGGGCCCCCAACCACGGCCAUCCAGGAGCCCCCAUCCAGGAUCGUGCCAACCCCCACAUCUCCAGCCAUUGCUCCUCCGACAGAGACCAUGGCUCCUCCAGUCAGGGAUCCUGUUCCUGGGAAACCCACAGUCACCAUCCGGACUCGAGGUGCCAUUAUUCAGACCCCAACCCUAGGCCCCAUCCAGCCUACUCGGGUGUCAGAAGCUGGCACCACAGUUCCUGGCCAGAUUCGCCCAACGAUGACCAUUCCUGGCUAUGUGGAGCCUACUGCAGUUGCUACCCCUCCCACAACCACCACUAAGAAGCCACGAGUAUCCACACCAAAAUCAGCAACGCCUUCAACUGACUCCUCUACCACCACGACUCGCAGGCCGACCAAGAAACCACGGACACCCCGGCCCGUGCCCCGGGUUACCACCAAAGCUCCCAUCACCAGAUUGGAGACUGCCUCACCACCUACUCGUAUUCGCACCACCACCGGCGGAGUGCCCCGUGGUGGAGAACCCAACCAGCGCCCAGAGCUCAAGAACCAUAUUGACAGGGUAGAUGCCUGGGUUGGCACCUACUUUGAGGUGAAGAUCCCAUCAGACACUUUCUAUGACCAUGAGGAUACCACCACUGACAAGCUGAAGCUGACCCUGAAGCUGCGGGAGCAGCAGCUGGUGGGUGAGAAGUCCUGGGUACAGUUCAACAGCAACAGCCAGCUCAUGUAUGGCCUGCCUGACAGCAGCCAUGUGGGCAAACACGAGUAUUUCAUGCAUGCCACAGACAAGGGGGGCCUGUCAGCUGUGGAUGCCUUUGAGAUCCACGUCCAUAGGCGCCCCCAAGGGGAUAGGGCUCCUGCAAGGUUCAAGGCCAAGUUUGUGGGUGACCCAGCACCGGUGUUGAAUGACAUCCACAAAAAGAUUGCCUUGGUAAAGAAACUGGCCUUCGCCUUUGGGGACCGAAACUGUAGCACACUCACCCUGCAGAAUAUCACCCGGGGCUCCAUCGUGGUGGAAUGGACCAACAACACACUGCCUGUGGAGCCCUGCCCCAAGGAGCAGAUCGUUGGGCUGAGCCGUCGGAUUGCUGAGGACGAUGGAAGACCUCGGCCUGCCUUCUCCAACGCCCUAGAGCCUGACUUUAAGGCCACAAGCAUUGCUGUGACGGGCGCUGGCAGUUGUCGGCACCUACAGUUUAUCCCUGUGGCACCACCUAGGAGAGUGCCCUCAGAGGUGCCGCCCACAGAGGUGCCUGACAGGGACCCUGAGAAGAGCAGUGAGGAUGACGUCUACCUGCACACAGUCAUUCCGGCUGUGGUGGUCGCAGCCAUCCUGCUCAUUGCUGGCAUCAUUGCCAUGAUCUGCUACCGCAAGAAGCGGAAGGGCAAGCUUACCCUUGAGGACCAGGCCACCUUCAUCAAGAAGGGGGUGCCUAUUAUCUUUGCAGACGAACUGGACGACUCGAAGCCCCCACCCUCCUCCAGCAUGCCACUCAUUCUGCAGGAGGAGAAGGCUCCCCUACCCCCUCCCGAGUACCCCAACCAGAGUGUGCCCGAGACCACCCCUCUGAACCAGGACACCGUGGGAGAGUACACGCCCCUGCGGGAUGAGGAUCCCAAUGCGCCUCCCUAUCAGCCCCCGCCGCCCUUCACAGCACCCAUGGAGGGCAAGGGCUCCCGUCCCAAGAACAUGACCCCAUACCGGUCACCCCCUCCCUAUGUCCCUCCUUAACCUGCAAGCGCCUGGGUGGAUACAGGGUAGGGCAGGGGCCUGGAGACAACAUGAUGUUGUCUGUGGAGGCCGGUGGCCUGCAGACCAUCGCCCACCAGGAGCCGACACCUGACCUAGCACACACUGACACAGGGGCCUGGACAAGCCCGCCCUCUCUGGUCCUCCCAAACCCCAAAGCAGCUGGAGAGACUUUGGGGACUUUUUUAUUUUUAUUUUUUGCCUAACAGCUUUUGGUUUGUUCAUAGAGAAUUCUUCGCUUCGUUUUUGAUGGCUGGCUCUGAAAGUACCAUGUGGAGUGGAGAUGGCAGGAGCGAGGAACCAUGAAUGAACUCGCAGGCAGUGCCAGGCAGCCCCUGGCUCUCUGCGUUUUGCCUUUAACACUAACUGUACUGUUUUUUCUAUUCACAUGUGUCUAGCUGCAGGAUGUAACAUGGAAAACAGUAACUAAAGAUUAAAUUCAAAGGACUUUCAGAAGUUAAGGUUAAGUUUUUACAUUUAAUCUGCUGUUUACCUAAACUUGUAUGUAUAAUUUUGGGGUGGGUAUGGGGAAUUGCUUUGCUAAAAAUAAGCUCCCAGGUGUUUCAAACUUAGAGAAGACCAAGGGACAGUAUUUUUUAUCAAAGGAAUCCUAUUUUUUCACACUAUGUCAACUUGGUUGCUCUGAUACCCCAGAGCCUGGUUGGGGGCCUCCUGGCCCUGGCUCAUGCCAGGGCCCUGGUGCUGGGUUUGCUCUCCCGCUGUUGCCAGGGGCUGGAACCUGGAGGGGUCUCUUGGGCCACAGACAUCCCCACUUCCAGCCCAUAUACACUAGUGGCCCACCACCAAGGGGUCUUCAUUUCCAUGAAAAAGGGACUCCAAGAGGCAGCGGUGGCUGUGGCCCCCAACUUUGGUGCUCCAGGGUGGGCCAGCUGCUUGUGGGGGCACCUGGGAGGUCGAAGGUCUCGACCACAUCAACCUAUUUUCUUUUACUCUUCUGUGCGUUUUUUUUUUUUUUCCUAAAAGGAAUAUCACAGUUUUUGAAACACUCAGUGGGGGACAUUUUGGUGAAGAUGCAAUAUUUUUAUGUCAUGUGAUGCUCUUUCCUCACUUGACGUUGGCCGCUUUGUCCUAACAGUCCACAGCCCUACCCCGACCCACCCUGACCCCCCCACCCCUUUUCUCUGGCACUCCAGUCCCGGCCUUGGGCCUGAACUACUGGAGAAGGUCUGGUGGCUGGGGAGGAGUGCCAGCAAUAGUUCAUAGUAAAAGUAUGUGGGCUCUCAAAGCUAAUUUUUUACUAAAGUUUUUAUACAGCCUCAAAUUGUUUUAUUAAAAAAAAGAUUAAAAAUGGUGAUGCUUACAGCAGUUUGUACAAGCUCUUAGUGUUGAUUCCAUGGAACUGACGGCUUUGCUCAUUUUGAUUUUUUUUCCCCCUUCUUUUCCUAAUGGUUCAAGUUCUGGAAUUACACUGGGCUUCUUUUGCCAUUUUUAGCAGAACAUCCAUCCGUCCAUCUGCAUCUCUGUCCCAUGACUCAGGGGCGCCCACUCUGCUUGAUUCUCCUCCUUUGGAAGAAACCAUUUUAAGCAUGACUUUUCUUGAUGUCUGAGUUAUUUUGGGUACCUUUUAGGGAGGAAUGCCUUUCGCAAUAAUGUAUCCCUUCGCUGAUUGAGGGUGGGUAGGUGGACCCAGGCUCCCUUUGCACACGGAGCAGCUAAUUCUAAGCCAUAUCGACUGUUUUGCAGAGGAUUUGUGUGUGCUGCCUCAGGAGGGGAGGGCUGGUAGGAGGGGAGGUGUCUCCAUCCUACUGUUCUCCAGAGGGCAUUUCCCCUUGCGCCUUCUCCCACAGGGCCCAGCCCCUUUCCCUUGCCCCAGUCCCCAGCGGGGUACUCUGGAGUGAGCAGUGUGCCGCUGUGGGGGAUCCUGUAAAUUCAGGCUUUGUGGACCACUGGUGACUGAGCUCAUACCUUCAAGCCAGAGUUUCCCUGGUGCCCCAGAGACAGGAGCACAAGUGGGAUCUGACCUGAUGAGAUUAUUUCUGAUGACCUCAUCAAAAAAUAAACAAUUCCCUAUGUUCCAGGUGAGGGCUUUGAAAGGCCUUCCAAACAGCUCUGUCACCCCUAGCAACUCCACCAUUGGGCACUGCCAUGCAGAGACGUGGCUGGCCCAGAAUGGCCUGUUGCCAUAGCAACUGGAGGCGAUGGGGCAGUGAACAGAAUAACAACAGCAACAAUGCCUUUGCAGGCAGCCUCCUCCCCUGAGCGCUGGGCUGGUGAUGGCCGCUGGACUCUGAGAUGGAGAGCCAAUCUCACAUUCAAGUGUUCACCAACCACUGAUGUGUUUUUAUUUCCUUCUAUAUGAUUUUAAGAUGUGUUUUCUGCAUUCUGUAAAGAAACAUAUCAAACUAAAUAAAAGCAGUGUCUUUAUUACAA